GCGGGCAGAAGGCGGGACUUUACAUAUGACAGCCAAUGCCGUAUCACGUUUGUAAUACGUAACUUAGCUUUAGUCACAUCCGGUUGUGCACUUUGAGGUCCGCUCAGGUUUUUACUUUGAGCCUGGCUCUCGGUCUCCAGGAUGUACGGAUUCUUUCGGGUGCUGUUGCAGGUGCUAUCGGCCCAGCUGCUCUGCGUGUGGGUGCUGGGCUCCGAGCUAACUUUUGAGCUCCCAGACAACGCCAAGCAGUGUUUCUACGAAGACAUCAUCAUCGGCACCAAGUGUACACUGGAAUUCCAGGUGGUUACUGGUGGCCAUUAUGAUGUGGACUGUCGUUUGGAGGACCCUGAAGGCACUACACUCUACAAAGAGAUGAAGAAGCAAUAUGACAGCUUCACCUUCACAGCAGCCAAGAAUGGCACCUACAAGUUCUGCUUCAGCAACGAAUUCUCCACCUUUACACACAAGACUGUGUACUUUGACUUCCAGGUUGGCGAUGACCCCCCACUCUUCCCAAAUGAGAACAGAGUCACUGCUCUCACUCAGAUGGAAUCAGCUUGCGUGUCGAUUCAUGAGGCCCUGAAGUCGGUCAUCGACUACCAGACUCACUUCCGCCUUCGUGAGGCACAGGGACGCAGUCGGGCAGAGGACCUCAACACCCGUGUUGCCUUCUGGUCCAUCGGCGAGGCCGUUAUACUUCUGGUGGUCAGCAUUAGUCAGGUGGUCUUGCUGAGAAGCUUCUUCUCUGACAGGAAGACUACUACAACACGCGUUGGAUCGUAACAGGCUCUGAUCCUCGGGAUUUGAAUCACCACUUUCUUUAUCCGUAUCUGGACACCUGGAUCUGUGCAUAGAGUAGGUUAAAACAUCAGUGCUGAUAUUGGAUCAUAUCAAACUGCUAGAUCGUACAAUCUGACAGGUCAUCCAUAUUCAGCCCUGAUUUUCUUACAAACGUUAUGCUAACUAGUCCUGAAGGUUUAAGGUUAUGUAUGUUUUAAAAUAUUUUUGCAGGGUAAGAUGUAAACCUAAAGAAAUACUUGUAGCCUGCAUUUGAGGCCGUUCAGGGUCGUACAGUUAAAGCUGUCCCUAAAAUAUUUGAACUCAUUUCAAAAUGUGUUCUUCAUUGUAUUUGUUAUUUUCUGACCGUAAUUUCAAAUGCUAUUUCCCUGAUCUCAUCCAAUUUUGAUGCUGAACUGUACGCUGUCAUAAGAGUGGAAUUUUAACUAAAUGUACUCAUUCAAGGUUUGUUUUGUUUGUCUUUACAUUUUGGACAUUGGGUCUCUAAAACCACACAUGUCCAGUGAAAUUAAACCCCACAAAGGUUGCAUUUGGUUAUGAAAAAAGUUUUUUUCUUAUUAAACCUUGCUGUGUUAUGUGAGAGUAGAUGUUGUGUUUUUAUAAGCUUUGUCAUUUACUUUUUGCUGAAGGCUUGAAUACUUUAUUUGUCCUUGUUACGCUUGAUUUUGAACAUAGUUGGGUGAAUUAGCUCAUUGUAAAUGUUAUUGUUAGUGUGACAAUGUUGAAGGCAAAAGAAAAUUCUUACAUUAUUCUGGAAAUGACACGUUUUGUGUUAGCCAGCAAUUCUAAGUGCACCAUGUCCUGCACUGGUUCCCUUGCAAUGUCAUAGCAAGUUUUUCCUUUGCUGUUCAAAGUGUAGCAACUUAUUUAUCAUGUGGGCUGAUAUGGCUAUUCUGGUUUCAUACAGCACUGUUGUAAUAUUCAUGUUUUGCAAAAAAUGCUUGAUUAUAAGUUUGUUCCAGUAA
Molecule: messenger RNA, 1763 nt
Organism: Pungitius pungitius (ninespine stickleback)
Lineage: Eukaryota; Metazoa; Chordata; Actinopteri; Perciformes; Gasterosteidae
Gene: tmed7
Product: transmembrane p24 trafficking protein 7
Exons: 4
Coding region: 142-783 (213 amino acids)
Biological process (GO): Golgi organization; intracellular protein transport; endoplasmic reticulum to Golgi vesicle-mediated transport
Cellular component (GO): COPII-coated ER to Golgi transport vesicle; endoplasmic reticulum; endoplasmic reticulum-Golgi intermediate compartment
Source: RefSeq, a predicted model, not a curated record